This is a messenger RNA of Penicillium verhagenii, 1977 nucleotides long. RefSeq names its product IlvD/Edd family dehydratase. Gene Ontology annotation, molecular function: hydro-lyase activity. Lineage: Eukaryota; Fungi; Ascomycota; Eurotiomycetes; Eurotiales; Aspergillaceae. The transcript has 4 exons. Bases 1 to 1977 code for a protein of 658 amino acids. The record is from RefSeq and is a predicted model, not a curated record.
AUGAUGCCAGUUAAAAAGAACCCGAAAGACCCUGAACAGGAGCCCAUUCACCCAUGCGACAAACCCGCCGCCCCACCAAUCGCAAUAGAAGACUGCGUCGAAGAGCUCAAGGCCCUGCGCAGACGCAACCAAGAACUAGAAACCCGCCUCAGUCUCGCCGCAGAAAGCGGCAAUGGCUCCAAGGCGAUUAUCCGGCAACCGGGCCGAACGCUGCGCUCGUCGCAUUGGUUCGAUUGUCGCAGUGAUCCUGGUAUGACGGCUAUCUACAUGGAGAGGUAUUUCAAUUAUGGUAUUACGCGCGAGGAGCUCAUGUCGGGGAAGCCGAUGAUUGGAAUUGCGCAGACGGGCUCCGAUAUUGCGCCGUGUAAUCGGCAUCAUAUUGAGUUGUCGAAGAGGGUGCGUGAGGGUAUUCGCACUGCUGGUGGUAUUGCUUUUGAGUUUCCGACACAUCCUAUUCAGGAGACUUCGAGGAGGCCGACGGCUACUUUGGAUCGCAACUUGGCGUAUUUGAGUAUGGUGGAGGUUUUGACGGGGUAUUUUCUCGAUGGUGUGGUUUUAUUGACUGGGUGUGAUAAGACUACCCCGGCUUGUUUGAUGGCUGCAGCGACUGUGAAUAUUCCUGCCAUCUGUCUUAAUGUUGGGCCCAUGUUGAAUGGUUAUGACGAAGGUGCUUUGGCCGGUGCAGGCACUGUCCUCUGGAAGGGCCGAGAGAUGUACGCUACGGGCGAAAUUGAUGACGGUGAAUUCAUGGACUACAUUUCCAGAGGAACACCUUCGGUUGGUCACUGUAACACAAUGGGCACAGCUUCAACUAUGAAUGCCCUUGCAGAAGCCCUCGGCAUGGCACUACCAGGUUCAGCCGCUAUCCCAGCAGCUUAUCGCCACAGAAGCCAAUGUGCCUACGAAACCGGCAAACAGAUCGUGGAAAUGGUCGAAGCCGAUCGCAAGCCAAGCGACCUCAUGACCCGCGAAGCAUUCGAGAACGCGAUCGUAGCCAACGCUGCAUUUGGCGGCAGCACCAACGCCCCCAUCCACCUCCUCGCCAUCGCCCAACAUAUGGGCGUCGAGUUAUCAAUGGACGAUUGGGACACGCUCGGCUCUCACAUCCCACUCUUGCUAAACAUGAUGCCCUCAGGCGAGUUUCUCGGCGAAGAGUACUUCCGCGCAGGAGGUCUACCGGCAAUCAUGGCCGAGCUUUUAGAUGUCGGUAAGAUUCACGGCGAUGUGUUGACCUGUAAUGGAAAAACAAUGGCCCAGAACGUCCGCGGGAAACACUCCUGGGAUCGGCGGGUGAUUCGUCCAUAUGAUGAUCCGCUCAUGAAGGAUGCGGGCUUCAUUCAUUUGAAAGGCACACUGUUUGAUUCGGCCAUCAUGAAGACGUGCGUUAUUUCGCCCGCUUUCAGAGAGCGAUACCUCUCCAACCCGGAGGAUCCCAUGGCGUUUGAGGGCUCGGUCAUGGUUUUCGAUGGCCCGGAGGACUACAAUAAUCGGCUUGAGAAUCAGCCUGAGAUCGACGAUAAGACUAUUCUGGUCAUGCGCGGUGUCGGCCCACUAGGAUACCCCGGUGCGGCGGAAGUCGUGAACAUGCAUCCGCCAGGCAGACUCUUGAAGCAAGGCGUGGAUGCGCUCUUCUGUAUUGGCGAUGGACGCCAGUCGGGAACAUCGGCGAGUCCGUCUAUUUUGAACGCCAGUCCUGAGGCUGCCGCAGGCGGCAAUCUGGCUAUUCUUCGUGAUGGAGAUAAGCUGCGGAUUGACCUGCCAAAGCGCCGGGUUGACAUUCUUAUCAGUGAUGAAGAGUUGCAGCAAAGGAGAAAGGAAAUGCUGGCGACCGAGUACCCUCUUGUCCCGAGUGGUACGCCUUGGCAGGAGAUCUUCCGUCAAGAGACAGAUCAGCUGUCGAAUGGCAUGGUGCUACGGGGGGCUGUGAAAUAUCAGCGUCUGGCGCAGCGAAACCCAGCCCCGAGGCACAAUCAUUAA